Colletotrichum graminicola M1.001 is the source of this 1068-nucleotide messenger RNA. RefSeq lists its product as uncharacterized. Lineage: Eukaryota; Fungi; Ascomycota; Sordariomycetes; Glomerellales; Glomerellaceae. Gene Ontology annotation, molecular function: metal ion binding. The transcript is spliced from 3 exons. The record is from RefSeq and is a predicted model, not a curated record. The coding region runs from base 1 to 1068 and encodes 355 amino acids.
AUGUUCCGGCCUUCCAACUACUACAUCGAGGAGACCAACUGCAUGACGCCUCGCCGGGUUGAUGCCUCAAACUGGCGGGGAGGCUAUGGUGUGGGAGCUGGUCGAAAUCACGCCCAAGGACACUAUCACUCCUUCAACUCGGACAACGGCCCCGAAUAUCUGAUGAUGGAACCGCAAAUGUCGGAGCGUCAGGCGAGCAGGGAUACAGGUGUGGACACGACGGGCUUCUACGCCUACUGCUUGGAUCGCGGCAACGGUAACUUCACCCGACUCAUCCCGGCCGACUUGCUUCCGCCCCUAGCUGGCAUUCCAGCUGUACAGACCGGUGUUGAUGGUAUGCUUGUUCUUCCACUCCCUCGGGGAUCAGAGCCUCAUAGUCUGUCUGGAAAUCCUCUCCAGCCAGUUGCUUUCAAGAGAAGAAUCGAUCACAUUGUAGCUUCCUCUCCCACGCCGCCAAAGAGACCCAAGAUCUAUUGCGACAAAUGGGUUCACGAGGGCGUUUGCGCCUUUACGCAGCAGGGCUGCAAGUACAAGCACGAGAUGCCGCUCGACAAGGCGACACAGAACUCUUUGGGCCUGUUUCAUGGACUGCCGGCAUGGUGGAAGAAGCAGCAGGCCGAGUUGCAGCGGCAGCAGUCGCAAACACUCCUGGAGCCUAACGGUUCUGCAACAUUCUCUGAUGCUCGACAACAACCACAAAGUGGUCUCGUUUCGCCCAUCAAGAGUGAAAAGGGUUACAUUGGUCUGGCGAGAGCCUCGCAGUCUUGGCGCAGGGUCGAGGGAGUCAAGCUUGAGCCUCAAGGACAGAUGGGUUCAGUGUCAUCCCCAAGACAGACUGCAGGAUACAGACCCUCUGCUGAACCACGUUCUUCGUACCAGCAGAAGGCCGACUCCCCUACUCCCUCCUGCGUCUGGGGCCCGAUUGGUCCGCCUUCGAAGCAAACACCCGGCCAGAGCCAGAUGUGCCAUCAGAACAUGAGCAAGUUCAACGCAGCCACCAAUCUCGCGCUGCUGAGCUCCCUGGACAUGAACAUCGGCGAGAAGGCUGGCAAUCUCACUUACGAGUAG